Molecule: messenger RNA, 696 nt
Organism: Ilex paraguariensis (yerba mate)
Lineage: Eukaryota; Viridiplantae; Streptophyta; Magnoliopsida; Aquifoliales; Aquifoliaceae
Source: the annotation of a GenBank genome assembly
AUGCUGAUUGACAAGUUGCUGUCUUCUUUUCAUCAAUGGGAACGCAUCCAUUCAGAUGGUGGAGAGGAACUGCAUCUCACGAAGGAGCUCCUAGCCGGUUGUGAGAGCAUUGAAUGGCAGGUGGAUGAACUGGACAAAGCAAUUGCUGUAGCAGCUAGAGAUCCUGCUUGGUAUGGUAUUAAUGAAGUGGAGCUUGAGAAACGAAGGAGGUGGACUAGCACUGCUCGUACUCAGGUGGGCAAUGUGAAGAAAGCAGUUGUAGCUGGACAGGAGUUAAAUGGUACUAGCACUUCCAAUGUGAAUGGGAUGCGCCGAGAACUAAUGAGGAUGCCAAAUUCUCAUCAGCCGGACAAAUCCAACCAGUACAGAGCUCAAGAUAAUGAUGAUUUCAUAUCAUCAGAGUCAGACCGACAGUUGCUUCUCAUAAAGCAACAAGAUGAAGAGCUGGAUGAGCUUAGUGCCAGUGUAGAAAGAAUCGGAGGUGUUGGGCUUACUAUACAUGAAGAACUCCUUGCACAGGAGAAGAUUAUAGAUGAAUUGGGCUUGGAGAUGGACAGUACCUCCAAUCGUCUUGAUUUUGUUCAGAAAAAGGUGGCUAUGGUUAUGAAGAAGGCUGGUGCCAAGGGGCAGUGUAUGAUGAUAUUGUUCUUGGUGGUUCUUUUUAUUGUUCUUUUUGUUCUGGUCUUCUUCACCUAG